UCUCCACCGGGAGUCACAGGACGGCUCUCCUGGAAUAGUCUAGGGACCUGCUGCGUGGGAUUAAAAUCCGCCUUGUUCUGCGUGGCCGGAGAGGGCAGAUCUGGUGGCUGAACUGGCAGCAGUGGCUGGGAGUUCAAUGUACUUCUCCCACUUCUACGUCGUCUCGGUGCUGUGGAAUGGCUUCCUGCUUUGGUGCCUUACUCAGUCUCUGUUCCUGGGAGUGCCUUUCCCACACUGGCUGCACGGUCUGCUCAGGAUUCUCGGGGCAGCGCAGUUCCAAGUUUACGUGGCCGGGAAGAACCUGCUGAUGCAGGCACGGUGGUUCCACAUCCUUGGACUGGUGAUGUUCCUCUGGUCGUCCGCCCACCAGUACAGAAGCCACGCCAUCCUCGGCGGCCUCAGGAAGAAUAAAGCAGGAGUGCCCGUUCACUGCAGCCACAGGAUCCCCUUCGGAGACUGGUUCGAGUACGUCUCCUCCCCGAACUACUUAGCGGAGCUGAUGAUCUACGUGUCCAUUGCCGUCACCUUCGGGCUCCGGAACUUCACUUGGUGGCUCGUGGUGGCAUACGUCUUCUUCAGCCACGCUCUGGCCGCUCUCCUCAGCCACCGAUUCUACAGAAGCACGUUUGUCUCCUACCCAAAGCACAGGAGAGCCUUCCUACCAUUUCUGUUUUAAAGUAAGCCAGGGGAAUGCCCGCUGCGUGACAGGCCCCGCUCCUUGAGGCAGCGAAGUCUGGGGACUGGAGCGCCGUUUCUGCAGGCCGGCAGCAAACCGCUCCGCUGUUGUGAUAAAGUCAUUGAAGGGGCAAAGCCACACCCCUCAGGAAAACGAAUCUUCAACGUGUCUUCAAAGGAGAAAUACCGGCAGGCCUGUUUGCGCGUCUGCCUUCUGAGAUACUCUCUAAACCCAGACAACUGACCGAAGUACAGCCUUGCCUGAACUGCUCCUCAGGCAGAGGGGCCCAGAGCAGGCCAGCUUCAUGCACACACAUGACAGCGGAGGGGCUAGGGUCACCCCGGAACAGCCUGUGGGGAAG
This is a messenger RNA of Tupaia belangeri chinensis (Chinese tree shrew), 1037 nucleotides long. Its product is annotated as polyprenol reductase. The record is from RefSeq and is a predicted model, not a curated record. Gene Ontology annotation, cellular component: endoplasmic reticulum. The transcript is spliced from 4 exons. The coding region runs from base 137 to 676 and encodes 179 amino acids. Gene Ontology annotation, molecular function: 3-oxo-5-alpha-steroid 4-dehydrogenase activity. Gene Ontology annotation, biological process: dolichol-linked oligosaccharide biosynthetic process; polyprenol catabolic process. NCBI's taxonomy places the organism in Eukaryota, Metazoa, Chordata, Mammalia, Scandentia, Tupaiidae.